Odontomachus brunneus is the source of this 1702-nucleotide messenger RNA. RefSeq lists its product as uncharacterized. The transcript is spliced from 2 exons. NCBI's taxonomy places the organism in Eukaryota, Metazoa, Arthropoda, Insecta, Hymenoptera, Formicidae. The record is from RefSeq and is a predicted model, not a curated record. Bases 931 to 1527 code for a protein of 198 amino acids.
AGAGCAGUUAGAAGUAAGAAAUAGGAGAAAGUCGUUAGUUUUUGGACGGACCGUAAGCUUUCUAUAAGAUAGGGUAGUAUAAUCAAGUUACUCUCUAUUUGUUCGUUAAAAGACAUUCACCUUUGGUGGGUAGUCAAUUUGUUCAUAAACGUAAGAGUUUAUUAGUUGGACCUUCAGUAAUAAGGAAGGAGAAUUUCCGUGAAGGUAUUAGUAAAGAAUAAGAAAGCUAGAUUACGUAUUUGAACUCUUUAUUAUAGAAGUUUGUAAAGACAUUCAGUAUAUCUAACAAGUGCAGUGUAUUAACAGUGUAUUCAACCGAUUGUGCACGACUGAACAAUAUUAUAAUAAACGUAUUAUUAAUUCAAUUAGAAAACCGUUGUGAAAUCAUUUCUUUGUGGCAUAAACCCGAAGGUCAUCCGGACACGUGAUGUUUCUUGAAUAAACUCACCUUAAAGUAACAUUACAACUACGUCAGAAGUGGGAUAAGACAUACAUAAUCCGGCUCGUUAUUGUUACAAGACCUUGAGAUAAUCAACAGUGGUUACUGGAAAUCAUUUGAACUUAACUGUUAUUGUUAACGUUUUUGCCGCUUGAGACCAUAUGAGAAAGUGUUGGUGACUUUGAACACGUAUUAUUGCACGUGACACAUUAGUGCUACGGUAUCACACGGUUUCUCUAAGAAGAACAUUAGAAACAUAAACAGUAUAAGGUGAUUGCAGGACUUGAAAAUAAGAGAUAUUGAGAGACAGUAAUUCGAAAAAAAAAAAACCCGGUCGUUACAAGAAAGAGAUAAUCAUGGAUCGACUUGCCUUAGACAAUAUGACGAUGGAAUAAUUGAAAGCGGAAACCAAUAAAUAUCAAUUAAAAGCUCAUGGAGAUCGGAAUUCGUUGAUUGAUGCUAUAGUAAACCAUUGGGAAUUGAAUAGCCCGAUGAGGGAAAUGAUUUCGAUAACCCAUCCAAUGGAUACUCUAAUGGUUAAUGCUCCGACAGCUAGAUUGAUUUCGGAAAAUGGCGAUUCAAUUUCUCCGGAAGGAUCUCGUCCCACAACAUCUGCAAAUGGAUCCAAUUCAAAAAUGGAGAGCAUGUUCACGAGGAUGAUGUCCGCAUUAACGACAUGUAUUCAAAAUCAGCAGCAGUUCGUGGAGCAACAGAAAGUCGCUAUGCACCAGCAGCAGCAAGUAUUAGCAAAAAUAGCAAGUGCUGUGAACGGAAAUAUUACGGGUGUUGUUGUCUCACCGGACCAAGGCGAAUCGACUUCUGGCAGCAGUGGAGGUGUGGAUGCAGGUCUCUGUCAGCAGACUAUGCCAGCGCAAGCAGCCCCAGUCAUUCUUCCGAAUACGAUGGCAGUGCCUUCUGCGAAUAUACUAUCUUGGUGUCAUCUUAGAUUCCAGAGUUCGGAGAAAAAGAAAAUGAAAUGCCGCCAAGGCGCCGUCGCGGCUAUAGAACCGGCAGCAUUGCUAGAGAGCGACGGGAGCGAGAAGAAGCUCGAACACAACAGGAUAUAUUGUCCGUCAUAUGAUCCAUAGCAGUUGUGAACAGACGGUCGGCCGAGCGCUCCCAUCCCAGAGGUGGCUGGAGAGGCCAACGCGGCCGGGGCCAACGUGAUAGGCCUUAUUAAAAACAAGGUUUGUUACAAUUUUCCUCUACUGUCUCCACUAUUUACAAAAUUCUAUUUAUUCUUUUAAUAAUUGUAAUAUUCUU